CCUUAGCACCCUCGACAAAUUCAUCAGAAUCAAGAUGUGGCUGUCGCUGAGAGCAGCUUUUGCCAUCGUUGUUGCCGUAGCAAUGGCGAAUUCGAUGACUGUGGACGGCUUGUCCUCUCCGUCUUCGUCAUCACCAAUACCACCACCUCCCCCCAUUUCCGUUCCGGUCUGGUCCUUCGCCACGGCAUCCACUGAACCGUGCAACACAAUAACUUCGAUGAACAUAAUGACAUUUUGCACUCCCGUCUCUGUGUCGUCUCCAAAGUUAUGGGCCUUGUCCUUUUAUCACGGGACGCUCACAAAAGAUUCCUUUCUCGGCAAUGAUGACGAGGACAACGACGACGACGUUCCUUCCACGGGCAUUCUUCAGCUCUUGACUUAUGACCAUCGGCAUUUGGUCCCGAUUCUCGGAAAGAAAUCGGGGCGAGAUAUCGAUAAGUCAGUCGCUUGCGGCGAAGAGGGGUUCCCUUGGUGGAAGAUUCCGAACCCAACACCUCCUACAACGCUCAGUAGCGUGGAUGAAACCGAAGGGUUCGACACUGGGGAUGGCAGAAUCAAGGGUUUCGAAGUUUUACCGGGGUGCGCAUUAUAUCUGCAAGUCGAGUGUCGUCGGUCGUCAAAAUCCUUAAUCGAUGCGGGAGAUCACGUUGUGGCAAUCUGCAAAGUAACAAGAACCGGUGUUUGGCAACCAGAACUCGGAAAAAUCCAAUGGUUGGACGAAUUCAACGGUGGCGAUAUAGAUACUGCAAUGUCCCUUCCUCUCGCUGCGAUCGAUGAAUCGAGAGCUUUGUACUCUGGUCGGCUUAGACAAGAAGGGAUCCUUUAGUAGACACAGUUCCACCCUCGAUUCGUCCUCGCGCACUGCCGAUCCAUCUGUCAUCUGAUCACAUUCUUGGGUCGGAUUUCAUACAGUGAUAAAUGUCCUACCGGUACAGAAUAAUCGUAUUAUGUCAAC
Molecule: messenger RNA, 955 nt
Organism: Pseudo-nitzschia multistriata
Lineage: Eukaryota; Bacillariophyta; Bacillariophyceae; Bacillariales; Bacillariaceae
Source: the annotation of a GenBank genome assembly